AUGCUCGGCAUGCGCAAGGGGGUGGUCACGGGGCGAACUCCCAAGCUCGAUCGCAAGACCACCAAAUCCCACCAGGUUGUGGAAGACAAGUACCGAGCCAAGACAGCAUCCGUGUCAGGGGAAACCACCGGACCACUUCACACAGAAGAUGAAGAGUACAUGAAGAGUGUGAUUGACAAACUGGAGCAAGACCUUGCCCGUCGACAGGAAAGUUACGUUCGACGAGAACGUCAGUACCAAGUGCGCAUUGAAGAGCUCGAGCGCAUGGUGUCGGAUUCCAGGGCCAAGAAAGCCUCGUCAGUGUCCCACGAAGACACCAUGACGUCCCUGCGGGGAUUGCACAAGAGCAUUCUUGGGAGCAUCUCGCAAGUACAAGAGCGAACGGGCAAGAUCUUGCAAGAGCAGGAAAAGGACUUGUUGCGGGCGUUUCGGGCGCGGCUGUACAGCGUCCAGGAGGAGCUCGAAACGGAGAAGAACAAGACGGACGACGGCGCGUCCGCUUGGAUUGACAAGAGCAAGCAGCUCGAGACCGAAGUCGAAUGGACCAAGGAGAUGGCGGAUCGACUGGACCGGCUCAACCAAAGCCUCACGCGGGAAAAUCAGCGCCUAAAAACCCAAUUCUCGAUGCAAGAAAACGACCGCGAGUUUCUCGUGCGCCAGCUCGUGACGGUGAAAAAGGACAACGUCCGAUUGCGCAAAGAGCUCGCGGACGCCGUGAAAGAAGCCGAACGCACACGAGAAGAAGCCUCCAUCCAGCUGGAAGAGCUCGAGUUCGCCCCUCGCAACGGGCGACAGCAGCAGCCCCCUCGAAAGCAACCCCCCCACGCCUUAGGGUCGAAAAUGCCAAGUGUGGUCAAGCGCGCGCCGUCCACUCCCGCCUUACCCGGCACCACCACCUUUGCUCCAUCACUCCCAGAGGUGGACAAUCGUUACAAAGAAAUCAUCAAGCGGUUGAAACGCGUGCUGGAAGUGGAGCGACGCAACCUGCGCCAAGUGCGCAACGCGUACACGACCGACUUGCAGACCCACACGGAGCUCUCGAUCUUCGUCAAGCAGUGCAUCGAAGACGUUAAGGGGCAGCUCCACACACACACACACGACGCGACUCCUUCGUCCACCGCAAUUCCAUCAACUGCCAAUACCAUCUCGGUGCUCGGCACGACAUUUGCCGCCUCCGAUCGGCAAAAAGUCAUCGACCUCCUGUUGUCCCAAGAGCGGGUACUCGGGUUGCUCUACGCCAAAGCGUUCCCGCUGCCCGGGAGUAGUGCCGCCGCGCAUGCCGCCGACGCGGCCGACGGAAUGACCAAGGACGACAUUCGCGACAUAUUUAACGAAGCCCACCAACUUGACGGGGGCUACAACCUCCACCAUCCAUCCUCCCGACACCACCAAGACGAGAAUGAGUUUGAAGGCGACGAUGAUGGACGUCCACGCCACCAAGACUCCGUCGACCCCCGACACUGA
Molecule: messenger RNA, 1464 nt
Organism: Aphanomyces astaci
Lineage: Eukaryota; Oomycota; Saprolegniomycetes; Saprolegniales; Verrucalvaceae
Exons: 7
Coding region: 1-1464 (487 amino acids)
Source: RefSeq, a predicted model, not a curated record